Molecule: messenger RNA, 12159 nt
Organism: Coregonus sp. 'balchen'
Lineage: Eukaryota; Metazoa; Chordata; Actinopteri; Salmoniformes; Salmonidae
Source: the annotation of a GenBank genome assembly
AUGAUGAUGAUGAUGAUGAUGAUGAAGAUGCGGACUGCUGCACAAUUCAGGUCUCAGUUGUGGAGUCUGAAGACGCCUAGCCUCUGUCACAGAAGCUUUGCUGCCAUCUCCACUUACAAAGCUGUCAUUUUUGACAUGUAUGGAGUGCUCAUUCCGUCACCUGUCAAAGUGGCAACAGGUAUGUCAUAUGUACCACACAAUGUACCACACAAUGUACCACACAAGCCUUGCAUAACACAACAUCAAAAAUAGUCAAUUACGGGAGGCCUACUUAUUUCCGUUCAACUCCUAAUGGAGCAAAGGGCCUCAAGACAUACAAGUCAAUACAGUGCAACAUAAUAUUCUUGGUCUCUUUUUUCUCUGUAGUGUUUGAACAACAGAACAGUGUUCCUCUGGGCACGCUGGGCAAGGCCAUCAGGACAGGUGGUGAGGUGAACGCGUGGAAGAGGUUCAUGCGUGGAGAGCUUGGGGCUGAGGAGUUUGUGGAGGCCUUCGGCAGGCAAUGCAGUGAGAUAGUGAGCUUCUGUCUAUUACAUCACGACUAGCCAUGUAUCUCUGUACCUACAGCCUGUACCCUAUUGGCCCUGGUCUAAAGUAGUGCACUAAACAAGGGAAUAGGGUGCCGUUUGGGAUUCACCCCCAUAUCUUCAUUCAUUAUCCCCCUCUGCUGCUCCACCCUCAGGCAGGAUGUCCUGUUCCCAUUGGCUCAUUCUUGUCUGACCUGACCAGUGGGCCAAUGACCAAGCCUCUACCCGUCAUGAUGGAGGCCAUAUUGUGUGCUCGCUCCAGGGGCCUGAAGACUGCUGUCCUCAGCAACAACUUCCUCCAGCUGAACGGUGACCCCUUCCUGCCUCUGGACCACUCUCUCUUCGAUGUGGUGACUAAGCAUUUUAUGUUUACAUUGCCUGCGUCCCAAAUAGCCCCCUAUUCCCUAUAUAGUGCACUACUUUUGAUCAGAGCCCUAUGGGAGCCCUAUAGACCUUGGUCAAAAGUAGUGCACUACAUAGGAAUUGGGACGUAAGCAUUAUAUAGUAAUGAUAUUAAAAGUAAAUAGUAGCUGUGUAACAGUUAGUGCAGAAAUUGCAUUAUGAAUUCAAUGCAGACUUUCUCUCUCUCUCUCUCUCUCCCCCCCAUCUGUUCCCAUCCCCUCUCUCACCAUCCCUCUUUCCCACCUCUCUCAUUACUGCUGUACCCCCUAACCAUUCCUCUCUCUCUCUCCCCCUCCAUCCAUCUCUGGUUGUAGAUAGUUGAAUCGUGUAGGGAGGGCCUCAGUAAGCCAGACCCCAGGAUCUACCACCUGUGUCUGAACAGACUGGGUGUCUCUGCCCAUGAAGCUGUGUUCCUGGAUGACCUGGAGUUCAACGUUAAGGCAGCUGCCCAGCUAGGGAUGCAUGCUAUCAAGGUGAGUGAGCCCCAUCUCUGCAUUCAUAACUCCCCCUUACCAAUACCACUGUAUCUUGGAGAUUUUGUGGUGCACUGUGCAAGUGAACGCUCUCGUUGUUUCAUUGAGCAAUGUUUCAACCUGAAGGUCUUCCCCAAGCUUCGUAGUAGUCACAAAACACUAGGGAACAUAACCCACAGACUGUGACAGAGCCACUAGUUGUUGAUAGAUAUUGUUAUCCAGGUAGGGGACCUUGCAGUGGCAGUGAAGGAGCUGGAAGGGGUGCUGGGUAUCCCCCUGUCAGGGUUUGUUCCUGGGCCAGGCUCUGGGGCCACAAAGCUCCCUAUGGACCAACUCACACAGUACCUGAGGAAGGCUCUCCAUCUGUCUGACAAAGGUACAUCUAUCAAUGUAUUUUUUUCUCCCCAAUUUUCGAUCUUGUCUCAUUGCUGCAACUCCCCAACGAGCUCUGGAGGCGAAGGUCAAGUUAUACGUCCUCCGAAACAUGACACGCCAAACCGCGCUUCUUAACACCCACCUAAAGUCCCAACCGACUUGCCAAAACUAUAUUUUGUUAACAAGAAAUGUGUGGAGUGGUUGAAAAACGAGUUUUAAUGACUCCAACCUAAGUGUAUGUAAACUUCCGACUUCAACUGUAUAUCCAUUUCAAAAUGUCUGUCUAGAAAUGGAUAGAAUUGAUAUUACCUCAGUGUUGUCAGUACAAAGUUCAGUAGCCUCUAAAGGCACUGGGGGAAGGAAGGACCAGGGACAUGUAUGUUGAUCUAUGCUGUCUGUUUCAAAGCUCUCCUGUAUGAAGACGGUGGCUGUGUCCCAAAUGGCAACAUAUUCCUAAAGGCCCUUGUCAAAAGAAGUGGGAAUAAGGGUGUCUCUAUUUACUGUUGUUGAUACAGUCUGUCUCUAUAUCUGAAUCAGACCCUGUUCCUGUCCAACAACUCAGCCCCAGCCAGUCAAACUCCUUAUAUCACUUGACCACUGGAGGGCGCCAUCUACUCCUGAGGAAACAGCAGAAGGGCUCCCAAGCCAUGGAGACAGAGUACAGGUAGGGUCGCUCCAACACACCACCUACCUAGCUGUGGGAAUCAGAUGGGUGUGAGAUGGAAGUGAUCAGCAUCUGGAUUGAUCAUCCCUCUCUCCUAUCUAGAUCACUUGCCCGCGUCCCAAACGGCACCAUGUUCCCUAUGGGCCCUGGUCAAAAGUAGUGCACUAUAGAGGGAAUAGGGUGCCAUUUCUUCAUACAUCACUCUAUUCUCUGUACUCCACAGGUUAUUGAAAGCUCUCAAUGGAUCCGGCAUCCCUGUUCCAGAGAUCAUUGGUCUGUGUGAGGACCCAAGGUGAGAACACACACUGCCUGAUGGACACACACACACACACACACACACACACACACACACACACACACACACACACACACACAAACACAAACACAAACAUACAUACACUCAUGCACGUUACAUAGUUUGUCUGUCUCUGUCUUCUUCCUGUAUGUGGUUGUGUUGUUCAGUGUCCUGGGUGCUCCCUUCCUCUUGAUGGAGGUCUGUCUAGGGAGGAUGUUCAGUGACCCCUCCCUGCCAGGCCUGACCCCUGGGGACAGGAGGGCCUUGUACCAAGCCAUGGAACACACACUCUGCCAGAUCCACCGUCUAGAUACUACAGCAGUCGGCCUGGAGGACUACGGCGAGCCAGGUGAUUCAUUAAUGAAUUAACAAAGAUUGUUUUGUGUCAUUAUCUCUCCUUCUCUCUCUCUCUCUCCUUCUCUCUCUUUCUCUCUCUCUCUCCUUCUCUCUCCAUCUCUCUCUCCCCUUCUCAUCUCUCUCUCUCUCUCCUUCACUCUCUCCUCUCUCUCACUUUCUCUCUCGCUUUCACUCUCUCUCUCCUCUCAAUUCAAUUUUAGGGCUUUAUUGGCAUGGGAAACGUAUGUUAACAUUGUCAAAGCAAGUGAAAUAGAUAAUAAACUAAUGUGAAAUAAACAAUAGAACAGAACAGUAAACAUUACACUCACAAAAGUUCAAAAAUAAUAAAUACAUUUCAAAUGUGAUAUUAUGGCUAUGUACAGUGUUGUAACGAUGUGCAAAUAGUUAAAGUAAAAAAGGGAAAAUAAAUAAACAUAAAUAUCGGUUGUAUUUACAAUGGUGUUUGUUCUUCACUGGUUGCCCUUUUCUUGUGGCAACAGGUCACAAAUCUUGCUGCUGUGAUGGCACACUCCAAUAGAUAUGGGAGUUUAUCAAAAUUGGAUUUGUUUUUUUUCGAAUUCUUUGUGGGUCUGUCUAAUCUGAGGGAAAUAUGUGUCUCUAAUAUGGUCAUACAUUUGGCAGGUUAGGAAGUGCAGCUCAGUUUCCACCUCAUUUUGUGGGCAGUGUGCAAAUAGCCUGUCUUCUCUUGAGAGCCAGGUCUGCCUACGGCGGCCUUUCUCAAUAGCAAGGCUAUGCUCACUGAGUCUAUACAUUGUCAAAGUUUUCCUUAAUUUUGGGUCAGUCACAGUGGUCAGGUAUUCUGCCACUGUGUACUCUCUAUUUAGGGCCAAAUAGCAUUCUAGUUUGCUCAGUUUUUUUGUUAAUUCUUUCCAAUGUGUCGAGUAAUUCUCUUUUUCCAAUGUGUCGAGUAAUUCUCUUUUUGUUUUCUCAUGAUUUGGUUGGGUCUAAUUGUGUUGCUGUCCUGGGGCUCUGUGGGGUCUGUUUGUGUUUGUGAACAGAGCCCUAGGACCAGCUUGCUUAGGGGACUCUUCUCCAGGUUCAUCUCUCUGUAGGUGAUGGCUUUGUUAUGGAAGGUUUGGGAAUCGCAUCCUUUUAGGUGGUUGUAGAGUUUAACAGCUCUUUUCUGGAUUUUGAUAAUUUGCGGGUAUCGGCCUAAUUCUGCUCUGCAUGCAUUAUUUGGUGUUUUACGUUGUACACAGAGGAUAUUUUUGCAGAAUUAUGCAUGCAGUCUCAAUUUGGUGUUUGUCCCAUUUUGUGAAUUCUUGGUUGGUGAGCGGACCACAGACCUCACAACCAUAAAGGGCAAUGGGUUCUAUAACUGAUUCAAGUAUUUUUAGCCAGAUCCUAAUUGGUAUGUCAAAUUUUAUGUGCCUUUUGAUGGCGUAGAAGGCCCUUCUUGCCUUGUCUCUCAGAUCUUUUUUGGAACACCAUUAUUUUUGUCUUACUAAGAUUUACUGUCAGGGCCCAGGUCUGACAGAAUCUGUGCAGAAGAUCUAUGUGCUGCUGUAGGCCCUCCUUGGUUGGUGACAGAAGCACUAGAUCAUCAGCAAACAGUAGACAUUUGACUUCAGAUUCUAGUAGGGUGAGGCCGGGUGCUGCAGACUGUUCUAGUGCCCUCACCAAUUUGUUGAUAUAUAUGUUGAAUAGGUUUGGGGCUUAAGCUGCAUCCCUGUCUCACCCCACGGCCCUGUGGAAAGAAAUCUGUGUGUUUUUUGCCAAUUUUAAAGCACACUUGUUGUUUGUGUACAUGGAUUUUAUGAUGUUGUAUGUUUUUCCCCCAACACCACUUUCCAUAAAUUUGUAUAGCAGACCCUCAUGCCAAAUUGAGUCAAAAGCUUUUUUGAGUAGACUUUGCCUUUGUUUUGUUUUGUUUGUCAAUUAGGGUGUGCAGGGUGAAUGCGCGGUCUGUCGUACGGUAAUUUGGUAAAAAGCCAAUUUGACAUUUGCUCAGUACAUUGUUUUCACUGAGGAAAUGUGCGAGUCUUCUGUUAAUGAUAAUGCAGAGGAUUUUCCCAAGGUUGCUGUUGACGCAUAUCUUUCUCUCUCUCUCCUUCUGUCUCUCUCUCUCUCUUCUUAUCUCGCUCUCCUUCUGUCUCUCUCUCUCUCUCUCUCUCUCUCUCUCUUCUUAUCUCUCUCUCCUUCUGUCUCUCUCUCGCUUCUUAUCUCUCUCUUCCUCUAGCUCUCCUCUCAUUCUCUCUCUCUCAUCCUUAUCUCGUCUCGUCCUUCUGGUUCUCUCUCUUCUUAUAUCUCUCGCUCAUCUCUCUCUCUUUCUCUCUCUCUCCUUUCUGUCUCUCUCUCUUCUUCCUCUCCUCUUCUCUCUCCCUUCUUUACUGUCUCUCUCUCUUCUCUCUUCUAUCUCUCUCCUUCUUUCUCUCUCUCCUCUCUCUUUCCCCCUUCUCUCUCUUUCUUCUCUCUCCCUUGCUCUCUCUCUCUCUCUCCUUAUCUCUCUCUCCUUCUGUCUCUCUCUCUCUCUCUUCUUCUCUCUCUCCUUCUGUCUCUCUCUUCUUAUCUCUCUCUCCUUCUGUCUCUCUCUCUCUCUCUUCUAUCUCUCUCCUCUGUCUCUCUCUCUCUCUCCUCUCUUCUUACUCUCUCUCUCAUUCUGUCUCUCUCUCUCUCUUCUUAUCUCUCUCUCCUUCUCUCUCUCUCUUCUUAUCUCUCUCUCCUUCUGUCUCUCUCUUCUUAUCUCUCUCUCCUUCUGUCUGUCUCUCUCUCUUCUUAUCUCUCUCUCCUUCUGUCUCUCUCUCUCUCUUCUUAUCUCUCUCUCCUUCUGUCUCUCUCUCUCUCUCUCUUCUUAUCUCUCUCUCCUUCUCUCUCUCUUCUUAUCUCUCUCUCCUUCUCUCUCCUCUGUAGUAGAUGACACGGGGCUUCAGGUAGAGUGGUGGAGUCAGCGGUACAGGGACAGUGAGACUCUGCCCAUCCCAGCCAUGGAUAGACUGAUACAGUGGCUUCCUCUGCACCUCCCCAAACACCAGAGAUCUACGCUGAUCCAUGGCAGCUUCAGGUGUAACACACACGCACAGCGUGUACACAUUUACAUAAUCAGCAGUAAUAUUUGUAUUUGAAAAGUCCUGAUUAGGUAUGCGUUCCACAUGAUACCCUAUUCCCCCAUAUAGUGCACUAAUUCCAUGGCUCUGGUCAAAAGUAGUAUGCUAUAAAGGGUGCCAUUUUGGACACAGACAUGGUGAAAUGAAUCCAACCCAAACCCCCUUUGAUCCAUAGACUGGAGAACCUUGUGUUCCACCCAGAGAAGCCGGAGGUGGUGGCAGUGCUGGAUUGGGGCCGCUCAAACCUGGGUGACCCCCUAUCAGACCUGACUUUCAGCUGCAUGGCUCGCUGCCUGCCCCAGGACAACCCACUACUGACAGGUACCAUUAUACUACCUAACCGUACUACUACACCCUACCAGCCUUCCUUUUGACCACGUCCACAGAUAGAACACUCAAAUGGCACCCUAUUCCUAUGGGCCCUGGUUGAACGUAGUGCACUAUAUAGGGCGCAUAGCCAAGAAGUAGUAUGCAUUUACACUGAAAGAAAAUAUAAACGCAACAUGUGUUGGUCCCAUGUUUAAUGAGCUUAAAUAAAAGAUCCCAGAGAUUUGCCAUAUGCACUAAAAGCUUAUUUCUCACAAAUGUUGUGGCCAAAUUAGUUGACAUCACUGUUAGUGAUCAUUUCUCCUAUGCCAAGAUAAUCCAUACACCUGACAGGUGUGGCAUAUCAAUAAGCUGAUUAAACAGCAUGAUCAUUACACAGGUGCACCUUGUGCUGGAGACAAUAAAAGCCACUCUAAAAUUAGAAUUUUGUCACAAAACACAAUGCCACAGAUGUCUCAAGUUUUGAGGGAGAGUGCAAUUGGCAUGCUGACUGCAGGAAUGUCCACCAGAGCUGUUGCCAGAGAAUUGAAUGUUAAUUUCUCUACCAUAAGCCGUCGUUUUAGAGAAUUUGGCAGUACGUCCAACCGGCCUCACAACUACAGACCACGUGUAUGGCGUCAUGUGGGCGAGCGGUUUGCUUAUGUCAACGUUGUGAACAGAAUGCCCCAUGGUGGAGGUGGGGUUAUGGUAUGGGCAGGCAGGCAGGCAUAAGCUACGGACAACUAACACAAUUGCAUUUUAUCGAUGGCAAUUUGAAUGCACAGAUACCGGGAUGAGAUCCUGAGGCCCAUUGUUGUGCCAUUCAUCCGCCGCAAUCACCUCAUGUUUCAGCAUGAUAAUGCACGGCCCCAUGUCGCAAGGAUCUUUUCAAAAUUCCUGGAAGCUGAAAAUGUCCCAGUUCUUCCAUGGCCUGCAUACUCACCAGACAUGUCACCCAUUGAGCAUGUUUGGGAUGCUCUGGAUCAACAUGUACGACAGCGUGUUCCAGUUCCCGCCAAUAUCCAGCAACUUCGCACAGCCAUUGAAGAGAAGUGGGACAACAUUCCACAGGCCACAAUCAACAGCCUGAUCAACUCUAUGCGAAGAUACUAGAAUGGCGCCGGAGAAGAUGGUUGCCGUUUUACAGCCCUCUAACCAAUUGUACUAUUAUGUGUGUUUUUCCGCGUUAUUUGUAAUUUAUUUUGUACAUAAUGUUUCUGUCAUCGUCUCUUAUAACCACAAAGAGCUUCUGGAUAUCAGGACAGCGAUUACUCACCUCGUAUUGGACGAAUAAUUUUUCUUCAACGAGGCGGCCGCGAAGGAUAUCCUACAGACACCCGACAAGGCCCAAAUCCCUGUCAUUCGCAUGAGGAAGAGACGGAGAUAUCGUGGACGUAGGUCGGGGUGCCUUGUAAGGAUCCGACGGCGAGCAAGUAAACUGCCGCUCCCAUCAAUCCUAUUAGCCAAUCUUCAAUCAUUGAAAAAUAAAUUGGAUGACCUCAGAUUUCGGUUAUCCUACCAACGGGACAUUAAAAACUGUAAUAUCUUUUGUUUCACUGAGUCGUGGCUGAACGACGACAUGGAUAACAUACAGCUAGCGGGCUAUACGCUACAUCGGCAGGAUAGAACGGCUGACUCCGGUAAGACAAGGGGUGGCGGUCUGUGUAUAUUUGUAAACAACAGCUGGUGCACAAAAUCAAAAACUAAGGAAGUCUCGAGGUUUUGCUCGCCUGAGGUAGAGUAUCUUAUGAUAAGCUGUAGACCACACUAUUUACCAAGAGAGUUUUCAUCUAUAUUUUUCAUAGCCGUCUAUUUACCACCACAAACCAAUGCUGACAUUAAGAUUGCACUGAAUGAGCUGUAUAAGGCCAUAAGUCAACAGGAAAACGCUCAUCCAGAGGCAGCGCUCCUAGUGGCCAGGGACUUUGAUGCAGGGAAACUUAAAUCUGUUCUACCUAAUUUCUACCAGCAUGUUAAAUGUGCAACCAGAGGGAAAAAAACUCUAGACCACCUUUACUCCACACACAGAGACGCAUACAAAGCUCUCCCUCGCCCUCCAUUUGGCAAAUCUGACCAUAACUCUAUCCUCCUGAUUCCUGCUUAUAAGCAAAAACUAAAGCAGGAAGCACCAGUGACUCGGUUAAUAAAAAAGUGGUCAGAUGACGCAGAUGCUAAGCUACAGGACUGUUUUUCUAGCACAGACUGGAACAUGUUCCGGGAUUCUUCAGAUAGCAUUGAGGAGUACACCACAUCAUCACUGGCUUCAUCAAUAAGUGCAUCGAUGAUGUCGUCCCCACAGUGACCAUACGUACAUACCCCAACCAGAAGCCAUGGAUUACAGGAAACAUCCGCACUGAGCUAAAGGGUAGAGCUGCCGCUUUCAAGGAACGGGACUCUAACCCGGACGCUUAUAAGAAAUCCUGCUAUGCCCUCCGACGAACCAUCAAACAGGCAAAAAGUCAAUACAGGACUAAGAUUGAAUCGUACUACACCGGCUCUGACGCUCGUCGGAUGUGGCAGGGCUUGAAAACUAUUACAGACUACAAAGGGAAGUACAGCCGCGAGCUUCCCAGUGACACAAGCCUACCAGACGAGCUAAACCACUUCUAUGCUCGCUUCGAGGCAAGCAACACUGAAGCAUGCAUGAGAGCACCAGCUGUUCCAGAUGACUAUGUGAUCACGCUCUCCGUAGCCGAUGUGAGUAAGACUUUUAAGCAGGUCAACAUUCACAAGGCCGCAGGGCCAGACGGAUUACCAGGACGUGUACUCCGAGCAUGUGCUGACCAGCUAGCAAGUGUCUUCACUGACAUUUUCAACAUGUCCCUGACUGAGUCUGUAAUACCAACAUGUUUCAAGCAGACCACCAUAGUCCCCGUGCCCAAGGACUCUAAGAUAACCUGCCUAAAUGACUACCGACCCGUAGCACUGACGUCUGUAGCCAUGAAGUGCUUUGAAAGGCUGGUCAUGGCUCACAUCAACACCAUUAUCCCAGAAACCCUAGACCCACUCCAAUUUGCAUACCGCCCCAACAGAUCCACAGAUGAUGCAAUCUCUAUUGCACUCCACACUGCCCUUUCCCACCUGGACAAGAGGAACACCUACGUGAGAAUGCUAUUCAUUGACUACAGCUCAGCAUUCAACACCAUAGUGCCCUCAAAGCUCAUCACUAAGCUAAGGAUCCUGGGACUAAACACCUCCCUCUGCAACUGGAUCCUGGACUUCCUGACGGGCCGCCCCCAGGUGGUAAGGGUAGGUAACAACACAUCUGCCACACUGAUCCUCAACACGGGGGCCCCUCAGGGGUGCGUGCUCAGUCCCCUUCUGUACUCCCUGUUCACCCAUGACUGCAUGGCCAGGCACGACUCCAACACCAUCAUUAAGUUUGCCGACGACACAACAGUGGUAGGCCUGAUCACCGACAACGAUGAGACAGCAUAUAGGGAGGAGGUCAGAGACCUGGCCGUGUGGUGCCAGGAUAACAACCUCUCCCUCAACGUGACCAAGACAAAGGAGAUGAUUGUGGACUACAGGAAAAAAAAGAGGACUGAGCACGCCCCCAUUCUCAUCGACGGGGCUGUAGUGGAACAGGUUGAGAGCUUCAAGUUCCUUGGUGUCCACAUCACCAAUGAACUAUCAUGGUCCAAAUACACCAAGACAGUCGUGAAGAGGGUACGACAAAGCCUAUUCCCCAUCAGGAGACUGAAAAGAUUCGGCAUGGGUCCUCAGAUCCUCAAAAAAUUCUACAGCUGCACCAUCGAGAGCAUCCUGACUGGUUGCAUCACCGCCUGGUAUGGCAACUGCUUGGCCUCCGACCACAAGGCACUACAGAGGGUAGUGUGUACGGCCCAGUACAUCACUGGGGCCAAGCUUCCUGCCAUCCAGGACCUCUAUACCAGGCGGUGUCAGAGGAAGGCCCUCAAAAUUGUCAAAGACUCCAGCCACCCUAGUCAUAGACUGUUCUCUCUGCUACCGCACGGCAAGCGGUACCGGAGUGCCAAGUCUAGGUCCAAAAGACUUCUCAACAGCUUCUACCCCCAAGCCAUAAGACACCUGAACAGCUAAUCAUGGCUACCCGGACUAUUUGCACUGCCCCCCCACCCCAUCUUUUUACGCUGCUGCUACUCUGUUAAUUAUUUAUGCAUAGUCACUUUAACUCUACCCACAUGUACAUAUUACUUCAACUACCUCAACUAGCCCGUGCCACCGCACAUUGACUCUGCACCGGUACCCCUACUGUUAUUUUAUUUUACUUCUGCUCUUUUUUUUUCUCAACACUCUUUUGUUGUUGUUUUAUUUUACUUUUUUAUUAAAAAUAAAUGCACUGUUGGUUAAGGGCUGUAAGUAAGCAUUUCACUGUAAUUUCUGCACCUGUUGUAUUCGGCGCAUGUGGCCAAUAAAAUUUGAUUUGAUUUGAGAUGUGUCGCGCUGCAUGAGGCAAAUGGUGGUCACACCAGAUACUGACUGGUUCUCUGAUCCACGCCGCUACCUUUCUUUUUAAAGGUAUCUGUGACCAACAGAUGAAUAUCUGUAUUCCCAGUUGGGCUAAUUAAUGUAUUUCAAUUGACUGAUUUCCUUAUAUGAACUGUAACUCAGUAAAAUAUUUGAAAUUGUUACAUGUUGCGUUUAUAUUUUUGUUCAGUAUAGGUAUGAUUCAAUAUUAUCAACACAGUGGUGGUUUCAUUGUGUUUCCUACAGGUAUAUCUGACAAGGGCCUAGAACAGCUGGGUAUCCCCAGUGUGGAGGAGGUGAUAGGGCAAUACAGCAGCUCUAUGGGUCUGGAGGAGGGAGUCCCGGACUGGCAGUUCUACAUGGCCUUCCAUCUCUUCUGCCUGGCAGCCAGCCACCAGGGGGAGAGCAAGAACACCAUCGCAGGUACCAGAACGUAGACCAGAGUGUAGGAGUGUGUCUCAUGCAAUAUCUUCAACGAUAAUUAAUAAUGCUUCGGAAAGGUACAUCGUGUGGAUCUUUUAAAGCUUGUCAGCUAUUACUUGGUCCUCUGUAGCUGUUGGAAGAGCAUCGCUCUUGCAACGCCAGGAUAGUGGGUUCGAUUCCCGGGACCAGCCAUAUGUUUAAAAAAAUAAAAUAAAAUAAAUGUAUGCAUGACUGUAAUUCGCUUUUGGAUAAAACCUUACAUCCGUUAUAUGAACAAUAUGUAGUUGUAGGCUUAACUAUCCCUCUUUUGCAGGACAAACCGGCUCUGGGAAGAUAGCUGAGCAGGUGGCUGACCUGGCCUGGGACUUUGCCACCAAAGAGGGCUUCCGUAUCUUCAACGCAAAGCCCAGUGCGCCUCAUGCAGGCACCUCCCCUUUAAAGGGGCAAAUAGCAGGGUGACUGCUUUCUUGUUUUUAGGAUUGCCCCUUUAAGACAAGAUUUCCGUAGCUGAAGUGAUUGGCGGCGUAGAGGAAGUCGUCUUAGUUGAGUCUAAAAAGCAUUAUUUAGCUCCAAAUAAUGCUUUUUUUGGCGCUUAAGUACGUGUACAUUACUACAUUUAUGCCCGGGAUAUUGUUUUUCAACGGGAAGAGUUCAAAAAUAACUGGAGCGGGACUUUAAGGGGUGUCUUAGAAAGGAUGACUUCUCAUCCUACCCAGACUUCCAGAGCUCAGCUGUUCAUCCACUAUUCCCUCCAGGAGCCCUGGGUAGAGAGCACCCAGGGCUACUGCCUCAGCCAGGAAAUGUCACCCUUCCCUGGGCUGGGCUGGAUCGCCCCUGGUCGUAG